Messenger RNA from Gorilla gorilla gorilla (western lowland gorilla), 735 nucleotides. RefSeq names its product carbonic anhydrase 5A, mitochondrial-like. Gene Ontology annotation, molecular function: carbonate dehydratase activity; zinc ion binding. Lineage: Eukaryota; Metazoa; Chordata; Mammalia; Primates; Hominidae. Gene Ontology annotation, cellular component: mitochondrion; cytoplasm. The transcript is spliced from 6 exons. The record is from RefSeq and is a predicted model, not a curated record. The coding region runs from base 1 to 735 and encodes 244 amino acids.
AUGAGCAAGGCGGGUGACACGAGGCUCCUCCACAGCUACAGGAGGCACUCGGGCCACCGCGAAUUCGUGAUCAGUGCUCCAGUUCUGCUGGCGCCUUCCAGCCUUGCCCAGCCAUCCCAGGAGCACACUGUGUUCCUUUCAAUGAAAACGUGUGGAACAGGAAUUAGUGGUGGGCCCUUGGAAAACCACUACAGACUGAGGCAAUUUCACUUCCACUGGGGAGCAGUGAACGAGGGGGGCUCAGAGCACACAGUGGACGGCCACGUGUACCCCGCAGAGCUGCAUUUAGUUCACUGGAAUUCUGUGAAAUACCAAAAUUACAAGGAAGCUGUCGUGGGAGAGAAUGGUUUGGCUGUGAUAGGCGUGUUUUUAAAGCUCGGGGCCCAUCAUCAGAUGCUGCAGAGGCUGGUGGACAUCUUGCCGGAAAUAAAACAUAAGGACGCGCGGGCGGCCAUGCGCCCCUUCGACCCCUCCACUCUGCUGCCCACCUGCUGGGAUUACUGGACCUAUGUGGGCUCGCUCACCACCCCGCCGCUGACCGAGUCGGUCACCUGGAUCAUCCAGAAGGAGCCCGUUGAAGUGGCCCCAAGCCAACUCUCUGCAUUUCGUACUCUCCUGUUUUCUGCACUUGGUGAGGAGAAGAUGAUGGUGAACAACUAUCGCCCACUUCAACCCCUGAUGAACUGGAAGGUCUGGGGGUCCUUCCAGGCCACUAAUCAGGGCACAAGAUCCUAG